This is a messenger RNA of Monascus purpureus, 3602 nucleotides long. The record is from the annotation of a GenBank genome assembly. NCBI's taxonomy places the organism in Eukaryota, Fungi, Ascomycota, Eurotiomycetes, Eurotiales, Aspergillaceae.
UUUGGUUUCUAAGUUGCUUCAGUAGUAUCGUUAUCAUUGUACAGAGCGGAGCGAGGCUCCUUUGUCGUUGUGUUUCCUUUUAUCGUUAUAUCGUUUCAUUACCAGAUCGUUCAGUGUGUCCAUUCCUGAGAUCCCUCGAUCACAACCCGGUUCCUGUCGCAGGGAACAACGCACGUACGCCCCCCUUUACAUAUUGGCGUCCCCGGGAAGGCCUACGCUUGUUGGCGCUUGCGAACUUCGCUUUGGGUUCUAGGGCGCGUGGGAAGCACCCUGGCUAGGGAUUCUUGGGAAAAAUAAUCAACUGAGAGGCUUUUCCCGGAGAGAUUGGGACACGGGAGAGUACGGGAGUAGUGAAAACUCUGAAUUCAGCUAAGUUAGCAGUUCCACACUCCUGAGACGGCUUUACUUCGGUAUUGCCUACAUUGGUAAGGAGAUGUCGUCAGAGAGCGACCGCUCGGAGCAUCGACCUCUCCCGGUGCAUGUGGAGCAAGGGAGCCCACUUCUUACACCGGGAGAUGCAAAGGGAAUACCGGCGCCGGCCGCAAUGCCCACUACUCCGAGCUUGUCUGGAAUGUGGCAGCCGGAAGGCAUGCCGAUGUUGAUGAUGCAGAUGUUGGAGAAACUGUUGGGGACACCCAGAGGUCUGCCGUUGCGAGGAACUUCUGGAGCCCCAACAUUCAAUGGUAAGGAGGUCAGUGAAUUCCUGAGGACCUUACAUUCGUUGUUUAGGAACCAUGGAAUCACGCGAGAGGAGGGCAAGAUAAGUGCCCUGUGUGAUUAUGUAUCAGUAAGUGUGUGUGAGUGGGUAGAGAGUCUCCCUGAAUAUGAGAGGAAGGACUAUGAAGGAUUGGAGAAGCGGCUCCUAGAGGAGUAUCGGGACCAGGAUUCAGCACAGGCCAAGCUCAACAUAGGCUGGCUUAGCAGGUUUGUUGCUCAGAAACGGUCAACAGAUGACAACUUGACCAAGUAUGUUCGCGAAUUUAGCAACGUCUCUGGUGAACUGAUGCGCCGAGGCCAGCUGGUGGAAUUCUUGAGAACAGAGAUGUUCCUGCAGGGUCUGCCGGAGGAGGUGCAGGUUGAAGUGGUAAGGAGGGCGAAGAUUAGCCCUCAGAAGUUCGAGACUAUGAAGUUCGCAAGGGCCCGGGAGGCAGUUGAAGAAUAUCUGGAGGAAGUGGCUGGAUUAAAGUUAAUUCGGCAGGGUCGUGAAGGGAAGCAUGUGAACUUCGCAGGGGAAGUGUCAGCUGCGCAUAGCUUAGUAGUUGUGCAGCCAGAUGGGCGAGUCCCAGAUGAACAACGACAGCCAGAGGACAGAGAACCAGUGUCUACAGGGAAGCGGCAGGUGCCAAGAACAGCCCCGGGAACGAGACACCAGGAAACGCUAGAUGACCUGGCUGAACGGAUGAGGAAAAUGGAAAUCAGCCUCAUGGAGGUGAGACAGAAUGACUUCCGAAGACAUGGGCUAAAUGACAUACCCAACCGACGGGGCUAUGUGCCAAUCGCGGGUGACCAAUGCCGGUUCUGUCUGGAAACGGGUCACACCAACAUACGGGGGACAUGUCCACGGUACCAAGCAUUGGCUGCCCAGGGUCUAUGCCAUAUUGCUGAAGAUGCCAAAGUCCGUUAUGGACCAAUUGGAGGAGCCGGAGAGGUGGUAAGGGUAAUUACCAAUGGUAAGAGCAUGAAGGAGUCCAUUGAGGAAUAUGGAAAACAGCACCAGACUGGAAAUAGUGCAAUGGGUUAUGUACACAACAUGUUAAAAGAAACUGCGUACAUUGAGGAAGUGGAGGAGGAAGAUGAAGAAGGAUUUAUGGAAAGCUUUGUUGAAAUGGAGGUUAAUGCGCUGGUCAAUGCGGAAAAGAGAAAGAUAACCCCAGAGGGGCGUGCAGACCCCAAGCGACGUGCACUGGACGAUGUGGCUAGGAGGGAAGAAGAAAUUCCCAUCUUGAAGACAGUCCGUCCAGGAAGAUAUGAGGAAAUUGAUGAACCUGACGCAGAUGUGGAGAUGGAAGAUCGACCGGACUACCGAGUUAGGGAUGUGGAGGAAGGUUUAAGAAGAUCGUUUGGGGCCCCAAAAGCAAGAGUCCCCCAGAGGAAAGAUGCUCCGAAAGCUAGGCUUAACAAAUUGGCGGAUGAGCUGAAGAAUUCAACGGACAUUAAGGACAUACGGAAUCGGAUUCUGAACACCACGGUGACAUUGUCACUCCAGGAGCUGCUAGGGAUGUCUGAUGGGCUGCAUCGGAGCCUGUUCUCAGGAACCCGACAGCCGGUGACAACGUCUAUCGAAUUCAGCAAAGGAACAGACCCAGGGGUCGUUGCGCGAGUGGGGAACUUAGGGAUGAGGAGCCGCAAGGCGAACCAGAUGGAUUUGGAAGAAACGGGGUAUGAUGAUGAAGAACCUCCGUUAUAUGUCUGUGAAACUCUAGCGGCGUGGAUCCAGAUACUGGAGGAUCCACAAAGGGUUCAGGCAUUGCUGGAUGGAGGUGCGGAAAUCAAUGUGAUGCAAGCCUGGCUAGCAGAAAAACAUGCACUGCCAGUCACUCUGCACGCCAAAGGAACGAUGAGAAGUGCCAACGGAGGUCUCACGCCGUUUGUUGGAAUCUGCGAGCGGGUACCAGUACGGAUUGGGAGUUUCCAAUAUUAUGUCCCUUUCUUCAUUGUGGACACGCGCGGCGGACAUGCAGUGGUGCUGGGGAGGCCAUUUGAACACAUGAGCCGUAUGGCGCACACGAACACAGCUUCCGGGGCGGUCAUCACAACGAUUUAUUCAAUGGACAGGACGAAGGUCGCGAGAAUGAAGGUUUUCACCCCCGGAACGCGUAGGAUGGAGACCCGGAGGGACGUUUUCGAAGAUCGGAGGUUAAUUGGAGAGGAGCCGGGAAACUAGCUGCUGGGUUUGUACCGAGCCCAGGACCCAGCGGACGGAGGGGCUCAAGGCCAUCAUACCAAAGUAUGGCGGAUGUUAUGUCACGCGAUGUUGGAGAAUGAACAUACAUGAGUAUUGCGGAGUGGGAGAAAAUGGCUCCAGUACGGGAAGUGCGGUUCCAGCCGGCCCUUUGCUGGGAUGGAGGUGGAAUAGAGCGAAGGAUAAGCGUGUAGACUUGGUGACACUGAGAAAACAGUAUUUGGUACACACCAAAUACAAAAGGAAAGCAGAUAAGGUCCUGCCAGUAAACAAACCUGACCCAACAGGGGCGGCACCAGUUGGAAAUGGGGACUGGCGGUUGAAGGUUCUGAAGAAGUAUUAUUCGAGCCAGUGGUCAAGAGUGGAGGAGGUCAAAGGGGAAUUUCAAAGGAGUGUCAUUCCCAAAAUAUCAGGGAUCGCGAGAGGGUCACGGUUGACACCGGAACGGGUGACACGAUUAAAAAUAGGGUUGAUAAAACCAAAGGAGAGAGAGCUCCUUAUGGAGGUGUUAUAUGCGCGGGAAGCAGCUCUAGCUUGGUCGUUCGCGGAGAUAGGGCAGGUGCGCGAAGAGGUCUGCCCGCCAGUGGUGAUACGGACAGUUCCCCAUGAACCAUGGCAGGAGAAAGGAUUCCCAGUACCAAGGGCACUGAGGCCAAUUGCGGCAAAGAUGUGCCAGGAGAGGAUGGAAAACAGGGUUCUG